AUGUCUGAAUUGUUACGCUACAUCGACUACGACCACAAGGCGACCUUCCUGAAGAUGCUCAACCAGCAGCGCAUGGAAGGUGAGCACUGCGACGUGGUGGUGGUGGUGGAGAAUAUCGAGUUCCGGGCUCACCGCUGCGUCUUGGCGGCCUGCAGCAACUACUUCAAGAAGCUGUUCAAGAAGCAGAGCGACGAGGACAACUCCAUCGUAGAGCUGGACUUCAUCCGUUCGGAUAUCUUCGAGGAGGUGCUCAACUACAUGUACACGGCGAGACUGGCCGUGCGCAAGAAGGAUAUCAACAUGAUGAUGUCGUCGGGCCAGAUCCUGGGCAUCAACUUUCUGGACAACCUGUGCUCGCAGAAGCGCGAGCUGACCAACAUGAAGACGCGUGAAAAUCAGGCACCGCCGGGCGACCACGGCCUGCGCGCGCAGGACGCCAUCCUCAAGGAGCUGGCCAUGGAAGAGGUGCGCAAGAACAGCUUUUAUGACACAGCCAUGGACGGCAUGGGUGGCGCCGGCGGCUCUCACGUGCCCCAGCCGCACGGCUACAACACGGGCUUAGCCAAGGACCCGCACGCGCACGGCUGGGGUUCGUCCUCGUCCGGUGAUAUGAAGCUGGAGUACCUGCUGUACGGCCACCGCGACCACGGCUCGCUGCCCGGCGCCGGGCCCAAACCGUUGGAGCACAACGCCAAGAAGGAGCGGCUGCUCACCGCCAACCGGCCCUACGGCUGCGAGCACUGCCCCAAGGCCUUCACCACCGCCGCCCACCUCAAGGAGCACCUGAAGAUCCAUUCGGGCUUUAAGCCGCACCGCUGCGUGGUGUGCGGCAAGGCCUUCAUACGCGGGCCCGACCUCAAGCGCCACGAGCGCGUGCACAGCAACGAGCGGCCCUUCGCCUGCCAGCUUUGCGAGAAGGCCUUCAAGCACAAGUCGCACCUAAAGGACCACGAGCGACAGCACCGCGGCGAGCGGCCGUUCAACUGUGGCUCCUGCGACAAGGCCUUCAUCAAGGCCUCGGACCUCAAGCGCCACUGGAACACCAUGCACAGCGGCAACCCACGCCGCCAGAUGUCGCUCUCGCCCGCCGCCUCGCAGCACGCUGCCGACGACCAGCGGGACUGGAAGCUGGAGGCGGCGGCCGCUGCGGCGGCGCACUCACACGCUGACUGCUGA
This is a messenger RNA of Nerophis lumbriciformis (worm pipefish), 1176 nucleotides long. The record is from RefSeq and is a predicted model, not a curated record. NCBI's taxonomy places the organism in Eukaryota, Metazoa, Chordata, Actinopteri, Syngnathiformes, Syngnathidae.